Halichondria panicea is the source of this 2837-nucleotide messenger RNA. Its product is annotated as transmembrane channel-like protein 3. Bases 202 to 2727 code for a protein of 841 amino acids. Gene Ontology annotation, molecular function: mechanosensitive monoatomic ion channel activity. The transcript is spliced from 19 exons. The record is from RefSeq and is a predicted model, not a curated record. Gene Ontology annotation, cellular component: plasma membrane. Lineage: Eukaryota; Metazoa; Porifera; Demospongiae; Suberitida; Halichondriidae.
AGCUGGACUUUUUGCUUUUUGGUUGCAUUAUCCGCAGGCAGGCUAGCUGUGCAGUGGAUAAUCUGAAUUUUGGCGUAGCCAGUACUGCAAGGCUAUAGCAGUGGAUAUUUUCUGACUUUUGGCUUAGUCAGCACUACAACAUGGGCGAUGUUGCAGCUUGAAUGUGCAGUUUCCAGACAUGCUGCAGACUGACUACACUGCAUGUACUGUGCAGAAAGCUCGGCCACAAGUGCCCGAGGGGCUCAACAGUGUGUUGCUGGGAUACCUGCAGAGCUAAGACACUCCACUGCAUGCGCAUAUGCCGGCUUGCACUGGAUAUUAAUUAGAUCUAUGGCUAUAGACGUAGACAGAAGAGAAAUACUGGUUGCAAUGAGCCUGGAAUCGAUUGAAGAAGAGGAGGUGGUUGGACGUAAUGAGAGAUUUGGUCUGGGAGGUGGUCUCAGUGAAAUGGACUUCCUCACCAGACAGAGAUAUUUGGAGAACUCAGGUCUCCCAGGUACUGUCAGCCACACAGUGAGCGUGGCUGCUCAACCCAUAGAGCCCAAGGUGUCUAGCUCUCAUGAGCUUCAUAACUUCAUUCAAAAGCAACGUAAGAUUAUCACUACAUUCAGAGCACAACCGUGGCCCAUGCAAGUGAAACUGGCCGCUCUAAGGAGCUACAAGAGAAAUCUCCACAAGCACGUUAACAACUUGAACACACUAGACACUUUCAGAGAUUCCUCAAGCUUGGCACUCACCAAGGCCAAGCGCCUGUGGCAUAUUGUAACACGGACCCUCACUGUGUGGAACACUAUCAUCAAGAGAAUAGAAGGGAACUUUGGUACAACUGUUGCAUCUUUCUUCGACUUCCUCCGCUGGAUGUGUGCUCUCAAUUUGGUCCUCACAGUGUUUGUGGUCUGUUUCAUUGUACUCCCUCAGCUGCUUGUUGGUCAUGGUCUGGAUGUUCCCGAUAGUAUCAGAGGGAACACUUCUGCUUUCUCAAUCGUCAUAGAUGGAAGAGGAUAUGCAUUUGAGUAUUCAGUUCUAUUCUACGGCUACUAUGACUCUGGUCAGAACGAGUCCUACACUGCACCUCCUGCUAACAAAGAGCCCUACAUUGGAUUCCAAUACAAACUACCGUUAGCCUAUCUACUUGUGUCUGUGGGCCUCUUUGUAAUAUGUGGAGCUGCCAUACUUUCAAAUAUGGCUAGGAAGCUUAAACUAUUCGAGCGUGCAAAUGUGGGUGAGCAGUUCUUAUUCACAUCGAAGGUGUUCGCUAGCUGGGACUUUGCCAUCACAUCUCUUAAAAUGGCUGCUGUAAAGAGAAAGAAAAUUGGAAUAGCUCUCAAGGAAACUAUUGCUGAGGCAAAGAAAAAAGAAGAAUCAGGAAUAAAUGUGUGCCGCUGGAUUAUACGAGGUUUCACUAACAGUUUUCUGUUUAUUAUUUUGGCUGCCUCGAGUUACGCUAUCUUCCUUGCUGUGGAGAAUGCAGAGAGCGUUGAUCAGAAUACAGACAUUAUGGAGGCCCUGUAUCAAGGCUGGAAUGGAAUACUUCAACUCGUUCUUUUAUUCCAGGUUCAACUUGUUAUUGUGGCUCGUAAUUUCCUCAUUCCGUGGUUGUUUAGUCUGGCUGCACUGAUGGAGAAAUUUCAUCCGAGGACGGCACUCAAGAUGAUGCUCUUAAGGAUGUUUGUAUUAUACUUCUCCAGUCUGUAUGUGCUAGUGAUAGCACUGUUCACACUCGGUAGUACCUGUGAGAGCCCUCAUUGUUGUUGGGAGACUAUCAUUGGACAAGAGCUCUACAAACUGACCUUCACCAAUCUCCUAGCUGAUCUAGCCACGAUUUUACUACUGGAGGGGAGUCGCUGGGUACUCAGCAACCUCUACUGUAAGCAAUGCUCCAAGCUGAACACACUCUACAACAAAUGGAUUGGACCUAGUGAGUUUCAUGUGGCUGACAAUGUGUUAAAUCUGGUGUACGGGGAAGCAUUGAUUCUGUUUGGAGUGUUGUUCUGUCCUGUACUAGUCGGUAUCGGCUUUGUAAAGAACGUGGUAACCUUCUACGCUCGAGCAGGAGCAGUUAAUUUCUUCAACAAACCUCCUGCAACACUUUUCAGGAUAGCCUCCACACGAAACUUCUACAUGGGCCUACUUCUAAUCACCGUGUUUAUGUGUGCACUGCCAGCAAUCUAUGCUGUUGUGGAGCUUGUACCGUCCAACAAUUGUGGUCCAUUUAGAGGCCUACCCAACAUGUUGCAUGUGGUUGUGAAUGAAAUUGCUACGUGGCCGACUGCUCUACAGAUAAUUGUUGGCUACUGUCGAAGGCCUACUGUUAUUGUACCACUCAUUGCCUUGCUAUGCAUAGCGAUCUACUAUUAUGCGGGGCACUCGAGUGCACUGAAGGAAGCAAUCAAAGACCUGAGGCUACAAUUAAGAGUGGAGCAAAAAGAAGCUAGAGAAAGAGUAAAGAGAGAUGCUGCAUUAGAUACCACUGGAGAGAGGGUUGUACCAAUAAAGAUAACACAGAGGCAUAAGAAGCUUCAUCAGGCCAUUCAUGUUGAGCUCAACAACAAGUUUAAAAAUCAAACUCAGGAGACCAGUCAAAACAACGCACCAGAGUACCAAGGAGCAGGACUGUCGUGGCUGGAGAGUCAGGUGGCCAGGAGGGGAAGGACCAGGAGAAUAGUGUCUGUGAGACAAAGGCCAGAGCUACCUUGGAACAUUGCCCACAGCAGCACUGAUAAUUAGCAUUGAACUAUGCGAACAUGUACAGUAUAACCAUGUACGUAUUAAUGUGUAGAUUCUUUGUGUCCAACAACAAAUAAAUUAAUGGCCAGCACAAUUAUUAUAAUCAGACA